Stegodyphus dumicola is the source of this 2516-nucleotide messenger RNA. RefSeq lists its product as uncharacterized. Lineage: Eukaryota; Metazoa; Arthropoda; Arachnida; Araneae; Eresidae. The record is from RefSeq and is a predicted model, not a curated record.
AUUCCAGAAAGAACUUCAGUGCCUUUUAAUGUAACAUCAGAUGUUUUCUCAUUAACAGAAAAAUUUGUCUCUGCAGAAAAAAGUGAUUCUGACAAAUUAGGUAAAACAAAUAAACUGCCUGAUCAUUGGUCAGUUUUACCAAAGUCAUUUGUUAACAUUUCAGUGGCAUAUCCUGAAAUGCAUGGUAUAUCCAACAUGAAAAUGAGUAAAAAUAAUAAUACAGAGUCCCCAUUUCCUAUUUCGCAAGUUUAUUCCAGUGAAUUGCAAUCAGUUGUUUCACCAUGUGAAAAUGAUCAUUUAAAAGUCAAAACAAGAAACAGUUUAUCUGAAACCAAAGUAAAUUCCUAUUCCCAUGAAUGCUCUAAAUCUAAUUUUGACAGUGUUUCUUUAUCUCGCUACGCUAAUAGGAAAAAGAAGACAGGUACUUUAAAUUCCUUUAAUCAUGGAGCUGCCCCUUCUGCAUUACAAAUUUCAGCUUCAUCUAUAUUACACAAUGAAGAAUUUAAUGAAUCUGUGGAUUUGCAUGCAUAUGAGAGUUCAAAUAUUUUGUCUCCAGAAUUACAUCACUUGCAUUAUAAUCAUUUUAAUACUUCAGGAAAUGCUAAUCUGAAACUUGAAAGAAGGGAAGGUGUAGGACAGUGUCAAUCAAUUCAAGCAUCUAGACCAGAUGAGCAGAAUAUGAAUGUAUCUGGCUCAGUUUCUAGUUCCUUUUCUACUUCAGUAGAAUGUACAAUUCCUAAGGAUACACAAUAUGGUAAAUUUUCAGCUUCAGCACAACAUUCUUCAGAUUUAUUUGAAAGAACUAGGAAGGAGACAUCUAAGCCUGUUUUUGAUGUUGAAGAUAAAAGCAGUUCUAUUUCCAAUCAGUGUGUCAAGUGCCAUGCUGUUCAAUUUUUAAAAAAUCUUAAUGAUUCUGUUACUGGGGAUAAUAUGAAUCUACAGGAAGCAUUAAAAAAGGUUCCCAUCUCUAUGGAAAGGGAUGAUACGCAUUACAUUAAUCAGGAUUUAAAUGCUUGUAUUGGGAAUCUUAAAAGCCAAUCCUCAUCAAUAUUUGAACAUUCUAAAGCUUUUUCAGAAAAUGGCGGAAGUGAUAUGCAUGUUAAUGUUAUAUCCAGCGUUCAAAAGUCUGUAACUUUGGCCGAAUCAGAGCUAAAAGAAUUUCCCGAACCUGAUUUAGAAACUCAAAAUUAUAUUCAGUCUCCUGUAGCAAAAUCCCUUUUUGAGAAAACAUUUGAUAAUAAAAUCAUGCUGCAUGAGCAAAAACGUAAAGGUAGUUCUAUGACAAAAGAUGGUGCGAGAGCAGAAACUAAUCCUGAUGGAGAUAAAGUAUCAAGUUCUUUUCUUAUGAAUAGUUCAUUAAACAACAAAAUUCAAGACCAAGGUAAUAGUUUUCAAGAGUUGUCAUCACUUUCAAGAAUUUCAUCAGUCAAAUCUACCUGUCAGCCAGUUGAAUCAAAAUCAGCUGUACAAGGGAAUUCAUAUGUGUCACAAAACGUAUUACAAACUAAGCAGUUUUCAAGUAGAGGAUGCAGUACAAGUGAUCUUAUGGCUUUAUAUCAAAAACAUCUAACUGGCUAUCAGGGUAAUUCCUCUAGAUCAGAAGAUGGUUUUAUUAAUAAAACUGAAAAAAUAAAAUUCGUAGAUAAGGAACUACAAACAAUGGAAUGCUAUCCAUGUUAUCAAAAGGUUUCAAAUCAAGCAAAUUUGCCAUCUUCUAUUAAUAGCAAGACAUGCAUGUCUGUUGGCUGUCAGGUUUCUGAAUUCGAUUUCCAGCCACCCCAAAGAACAACAGAUUCUGAAAUUGGAAGUUCCUACAGCUUUGACAUGGUGAAAUUUAAAGACUUUUUGAAUAGAACACUUGCUCAAAGACUUCCUUAUGGAAAACAAAAAAGUAAUAAAUCUGGCAUAACAUUUUGCCUUUCAUCGUUGUGCCUUUGUCAUAAUAAGAAAACUCUUGGGGAAGAUCUUUUCAUGAAUAAGCCUUCAUUUGUAGCAAGAUCUGUAAAGAGGCAGCAAGAAAUUAAAAACAGAAAUAAAACCUUGUGCGCUCAAAAUUCUUCUCCAGUUACAUUUGAUAUCCCAGUUAUUGUGCAUGAACAGCGUUCAAAAUCUGAAAUGAAGAAAACUACCAAAUGUCUUUUGCAUCAAAAAUGUUUUGCCACUAAAGAAUGUAAAGUGCACAUUCAGAAAAAAUAUGUAUCACCUUUUGAAAUAUUUAAGCAGCAGCAAAAGGCCCUUGUGAAAAAAAAUAUGCUGUGCAAAUGUAAUAGAAUGAUGGCUAAAUUAUACUCUGAGAGAUUGAAGGAGGCUGCAUUAAAAGGCAAAUUAGAUCAUGCUUUGAAUGAACAGCUACUUUCGCCUUAAAAGUUUGCUAAGGAAUUAUCUGUGAUAUGUAAAAUAUGUCUUGUAUGUUCUACAGUAUGUAGACUGUAAAAAAACUGCCUUCAUUGAAGAUGUUUUAUAGUAUUUUCUAUUUGUAAUGUUUGCCAUUAAAAAUUGUUUCUAGUCUCUUUUGA